AUGUCUAAGCCAGUGGAACCCGAGGCCGGUCUGCGGGAGGUCAGGGUCGACGUGAGGAGGCCGCGUCACCCAGUCCCGUACGGCGGAAAGGUCCCAAAGACCUCGGAAAGGAAUCCCGAUUUUGUUUACGUGAAUCCCGCAUACGUUGGCAGUCUGAACAGCGUGAGCGAUGCGAGAGUGCAACAGCCUCCGACCAGUGUGAUACGCGAGCAGUACUGGACCUGUUCAAAAUGGUCCUUUGCGCAGAGGAUCAUGGCAAUCGCCGUGGGGGUCCUUUCGGGGGCCGUCAUAGGUCUGGCUCUAACCAUAGCCCUGCGUAGCGGCGACACGGACGUGAUUGGGGGCCUAUUCAGAUCCCAUCCAGCGCCCGAC
Messenger RNA from Iphiclides podalirius (scarce swallowtail), 372 nucleotides. The record is from the annotation of a GenBank genome assembly. NCBI's taxonomy places the organism in Eukaryota, Metazoa, Arthropoda, Insecta, Lepidoptera, Papilionidae.